Molecule: messenger RNA, 7873 nt
Organism: Lottia gigantea (owl limpet)
Lineage: Eukaryota; Metazoa; Mollusca; Gastropoda; Lottiidae
Exons: 55
Coding region: 1-7632 (2543 amino acids)
Biological process (GO): cell-cell adhesion
Cellular component (GO): cytoskeleton; ruffle; plasma membrane
Molecular function (GO): actin filament binding; integrin binding; structural constituent of cytoskeleton
Source: RefSeq, a predicted model, not a curated record
AUGGCGACGCUAUCGCUGAAGAUCAGCGUUGUUCAAAGCAAUGCAGUAAAAACUAUGCAAUUCGAACCCUCAACUAUUGUUUAUGAUGCUUGUCGUAUGAUUAGAGAGAGGAUUGCUGAAGCACAACAAGGAAAUCCCUCAGAAUUUGGUUUGUUUUUGGCUGAUGAAGAUCCUAAGAAAGGAGUAUGGCUGGAACAAGGAAGAAGCUUAGAGUAUUAUCUCCUCAGAAAUGGAGAUUUGUUGGAAUACAGAAAGAAACAUCGUAUAUUAAAAGUAAGAACAUUGGAUGGAGCUUUAAAAACAUUACAAGUAGAUGACAGCCAUACUGUUGGUGGUUUAAUGGUUACUAUUUGUACCAGAAUGGGUAUAACAAACCAUGAGGAGUAUUCAUUAGUAAGAGAAUUAGCUGAAGAUGAAAAAGAGAAAACUUUAACAUUGAAACGUGACAAAUCUAUUGCUAAAGAUCAGAAGAAACUUGAAGAAAUGAAAAAGAAACUACACACUGAUGACGAUAUGAACUGGUUGGAUCAUUCUAAAACUUUACGAGAACAAGGAAUAGACCAGAAUGAAGUUUUAUUGUUGAGACGAAAGUUUUUCUUCUCUGAUCAAAAUGUAGAUGCUCGAGAUCCUAUUCAGUUGAAUUUACUCUAUGUACAAUCUCGAGAUGCUAUUUUGAAUGGCACUCAUCCUGUAAGUCUUGAAGAAGCUAUAAUGUUUGGUGGUAUUCAGUGUCAAGUACAGUUUGGUGACCAUGUUGAUUCGAAACAUAAAUCAGGAUUUUUAGAUUUGAAAGAAUUUCUUCCUAAAGAAUAUUUAAAAGUGAAAGGAGCUGAAAAGAAGAUAUUUCAGGAACACAAGAAACAUGUUGGAUUAACAGAAAUUGAAGCUAAAGUAAAAUAUACACACCAAUGUCGUUCAUUAAAAACAUAUGGUAUAACAUUCUUUUUGGUCAAGGAAAAACUAAAAGGAAAGAAUAAAUUAGUACCUAGAUUAUUAGGUAUUACUAAAGAAAGUGUUGUUCGUGUUGAUGAAAAAACCAAAGAGAUCAUGAAAACCUGGCCAUUAACUACAGUCAGAAGAUGGGCUGCUUCACCAAACAGUUUUACAUUAGAUUUUGGCGAUUAUUCUGAUACAUAUUAUUCUGUACAAACAACAGAGGGUGAACAAAUUUCUCAACUUAUUGCUGGUUAUAUUGAUAUUAUAUUGGGCAAGAAAAAGGCCAAAGAUCAUCUUGGUAUUGAUGGUGAUGAUAAUUCUAUGAUGUUAGAAGAUAAUGUAGCACCAGCUAAGGCUACCAUUAUCCAACAUAAUACAUCUAAAGUGAGCCACGCUAGUAGUGGUAAUGUGGCUAUACCAGCUGUUAUAAGAGAUGGUGGACAAGGGGAAUCACAGUAUGGUGUUGGUUCCAUGCAAUCAACACAAUAUACACAGGUGUCAAAUCAAGCUAUUAGUGGACAUUCUGCUGCUCACAGAUUGAGUAAAGCCCAGAAAGCAUUAUUGAUUACUAUUGAAGAAGGUUUAUCAUCAGUUAAUGCUGCCCAGUCACAACUUGAACAUCAGGCAGAUUUACCUACCCUUGGUUCUGAUCCUGCAUCCAAGAAAUGGAGAGAAGAUGCAUUAGAUGUAUCAAGACAGAAGGUUGGAAGUCAGUUGUCUGCUAUGAAUGCUGCUACAGCACAGUUAGUUACAUUGACGUCUGGUAAUCAAGAUGAAAUAGAUUAUACUGCUGUUGGUUCAGCUGUCAAUCAAAUUUCAUCCAAUCUAAAUGAGUUUAGUGGUGAUGUGCGUAUGUUAGCCGCUCUACAAGAAGAUAAUGGUAAUAAAUUGAUGAAUGCAGCAAGACGUUUGGCCGGUGCUUUCAGUGAUUUACUACAAGCAGCACAACCUGGCUCUAAAGAGCCAAGAUUGAACCUAUUAGCUGCUGCUGGUAAGAUUGGUGAAGCCAGUCAAGAUGUCAUGGAUAAUGUUGGUGAAACAACAGAAGAUAUGGACAAAGCUUACCAGGAUACUUUGUUAGCUCUUGCUAAAGCUGUUGCUAAUGCUACUGCGGCAUUAGUCCUUAAAGCUAAAACUGUAGCUAAUAAAACAGAAGAUCCAGGUUUACAGAAUAAAGUUAUUAGUUCUGCUACACAAUGUGCUCUAGCUACUUCACAGCUUGUAGCUUGUACAAAGGUUGUAGCACCAACUAUAGGUCAUCCAGCCUGCCAGGAACAGCUUAUUGAAGCUGCCAAACUAGUAGCUAAAUCUGUAGAAGGUAUUGUAGAAGCUGCUCAAGGAGCUUGCAGAGAUGAUUAUGUUUUACAAGAUCUCGGCGGUGCUGCUACACAAGUUACCAAAGCUCUCAAUGACUUGUUGCAACACAUCAAGAAAGCUGCUGGACCUACAAAGGCUACAGAAGUACACGAAGAAGCUGUUGAUCAGAUUAUUACAACCACUGAUAAAUUAUUUAGUAGUGUUGGUGAUGCUCAUGAGAUGGUCAAAAACGCUAGACUUUUGGCUCAGGCUACUUCACAAUUAGUAACUGCUAUUAGAGGUCAAGCUGAAUCUCAUCCUGAUUCUGAUGUACAGAAGAGACUAUUAGCUGCUGCUAAACAAUUAGCUGAUGCCACUGCUAACCUCGUGGAAGCUGCUAAGGGAUGUGCUUCCAGUCCUAAUGACUCCAACCAACAGAUGAUGUUAAGAUCUGCAGCUGAAGAAUUAAGAUCUGCUACCAAUACAGCUGCUAGUAAUGCUUUGAAGAAGAAACUAGUGAAACGUUUAGAGAAUGCUGCACGUCAAGCUGUAUCAGCCUCCACCCAGCUGAUUAAUUCAUCAAAACAAGCUAAUAAAACUAAUCGUAAUGCUGCCUCACAACAACAACUAGCAGCUCAAUGUCAAGUGGUAGAUGAAGAAAUACCUAAUCUGGUACAGAGUAUUAAAGGUGCACAGAGACAUUAUGAUAGUGCUUCAGCACAACUUGGUCUGAUUAACUCUAGUCAGGAAUUCAUACAGCCCUGUAGUAGAUUGAUGGCCCAAGCUAAUUCAGCAGCUCCUACAGUUACAGAUCAGUCCUCUGUUUUAACAUUGAAUAAUAAUAUUAAAGCUAUGGCUACAGCACUAGCUGAACUGAGAACUUCUGCAGCCAAGGCAGCUGAAGCUUGUCAUUCAUUAGAAGUUGACAGUGCUUUAGAUCAACUCCAUGCUUUAGAUAAAGAGUUAGAUGAUGUCCAAAGAUCAGCAGAAAGUGGUAAUUUAUUACCUCUACCAGGAGAGACAGCUGAAAGUGCUGCUUUACAACUUGGUGCUACAUCUAAAACAGUAGCUUCAUCCAUGUCACAACUUCUUACUGCUGCAGCUCAGGGUAAUGAAGAUUAUGUUGGUAUUGCCAGUAGAGAUACAGCUAAUGCUCUUAAAGUUUUAACAUCUGCUGUACGAGGUGUAGCAGCUACUACUAAUGAUCAACAAAUACAACGUAAUAUUAUUGGUAGUGCUCAUGAUGUCAUGGAUAAAUCUAUCAGAUUGUUGGAAGAAGCUAAGUCUGCGUUAGAGAACCCUAAUAGUCCUGAAAAUAGUCAACGUUUAACACAGGUUGCCAAGUCAGUAGCUACAGCUCUCUCUAACUGUAUUAAUUGUUUACCAGGACAGAGAGAUGUUGAUAAUGCUAUACAACAAAUAACAGCUAGCAGUCAAAUGUUAGCUAAUCCAUCGUUCCCUGGUACCAACAAGACCUAUCCUGAAGUACAGACUGAUAUGAAUAAUUCUGCAGUCAAUCUGAAUCAAGCUGCCAGUGAUAUAGUGACAGCAUCUAGAGGAGCCACAAGCCAACUGGCUACAUCUUCUAAUAGAUAUAGUGAAUGUUACCAACAAUUUGUACAUAAUGGUCUGACCAUGGCAGGAUUAACCAAAGAUUAUGAAACACAGAAUCAAAUAGUUGGUGGAUUAAAGAGUGUGUCUAUGGUAUCUAGUAAAUUAUUAUUAGCAGCUAAAUCAGUUUCAGCUGAUCCUAAUGCACCUAAUGCUAAAAAUCUUCUAGCACAAGCUGCCAGAGCUGUAACAGAGAGUAUAAACCACCUAAUUAAUAUCUGUACAGUAUCAGCACCAGGACAGAAAGAAUGUGAUAAUGCUUUACGUCAAAUACAGAUGAUGAGAAAUGUAUUAGAUAAUCCUAAUGAACCAGUCAGUGAUCAGACAUAUUUCGAUUGUUUAGAAAGUGUUAUGGAACGUUCAAAGGCACUUGGUGAUGCUAUGACUGGUAUAUCUAACCAUGCUAAAAGAAAUGAUAUUGAUGAUUUCUGCGACUCUGUUAGAAAUUUCGCUAAUUCUGUUUGUGGCUUAACUGAAGCUUCUGCUCAGGCUGCAUAUCUAGUAGGAAUAGCUGACCCUGCCUCUGAACCAGGUAGACCUGGUAUUGUUGAUCAGUCCCAGUUUUCACGAGCUAAUCAGGCUAUACAGAUGGCUUGUCAAAACCUUACCAAUCCAGCCAGUUCUCAACAACAGGUUUUAUCUGCUGCCACAGUUGUCGCUAAACACACGUCUGCCUUAUGUAAUGCAUGUAGAGUUGCCUCCUCCAAAACCUCCAAUCCAGUCGCGAAACGUCAUUUUGUACAGAGUGCAAAGGAUGUUGCUAACAGCACUGCUAAUCUAGUCAAAGCCAUCAAAGCAUUGGACCAAGAUUUUACAGACCAAAACCGUCAGAAAUGUGCAGAAGCUGCUCGACCUUUAGUUGAAGCAGUAGAAGAAUUAACCACUUUCGCUUCUUCACCAGAAUUUGCCAGUAAACCAGCAAAAAUUAGCCCCAAAGCACGACAAGCACAAGAACCUAUCACCCAUGCUGGUAAAGGAAUGAUUGAUGGUGCUAGUAGUAUGUUACAAGCUGCUAAACAACUAGCUGUUAACCCUAAAGAUCCACCAACAUAUCAAAUGUAUUCACAUCAUUCAAAAUCUGUAUCAGACUCUAUCAAACAAUUAGUUAGUUCUAUCAAGGAAUCUGCACCAGGUCAGAGAGAAUGUGAUGAUGGUAUUGAGAAGAUUAAUCAGGUUAUACGACAAUUAGAUCAAGCUUCAUUAGCUGCUAUCAGUCAGAAUUUAGCUCCACAGAAUGAAAAAUCACUGAAGGCCUUCCAAGAACAAUUGAUAAACAGUGCAAGAGAGAUAUUGGAGAAGAUAGACUUUGUUAGAAAUGCUGCAAAGAGAGAACCUGAAAACCUUGGCCAUCUUAGUACCACAAUAGCCUCAUAUUUUGAACCACUAGCCUACAGUGCAAUAGGAACCGCCUCCAGGAAUUUGAAUUCUAAACAACAAAUGAAUAUAUUAGAUUUAACUAAGACUGUAGCAGAAUCAGCUCUACAAUUUUUAUAUGCUUCUAAAGAAGGCGGUGGUAAUCAAAAGGCAACACAUGCACAUCAACCUAUUGACAAUGCUGCUGAUGAUAUGAAAGAUGUGUUAAUUGAUUUAUUACAAACUAUGGAAGAAGCUGCCUCACAAACUGGGGUUGUUUCCAGCAUGAUUGAUAGUAUAUCAAAAUCUAUUGCCAAGAUUGAUGAGAGAGUUGCAGUAGGAGAGAAAGCAUCCUUUGUUGAUUAUCAAACCGAAAUGGUGAGACUAGCUAAACAAAUAGCUAGAUCUGCACAAGAUAUGACUGGUAAAUCAACUACCGAUGUCAGUGAAUUAGGACAUCUAGCUAAUCAAAUGACAAGAGAUUACAGUCAGUUAGUUAGUAAUUCUAGAGGUGCUGUAUCUUCUACCACUAAUGUUGAUGUAUCUCAUAGAAUUCAAUCAACAGUACAAGACUUAGGUAAAAGUUUAAUAGAGAUUGUACAAGAUGCUGGUAAUUUACAGAUGAACCCAUCAGAUACCUACGCACAGAAAGAUCUAUCAGAUCAUGCUAGAUCGAUCUCAGAAAAGGUGUCAUUUAUUCUGGCUGCCUUACAAGCUGGUUCUCGUGGUACCCAGGCCUGUAUCAAUGCUAGUAGUACUGUUAGUGGUAUUAUUGGUGACUUGGAUACAACUAUUAUGUUUGCUACAGCCGGUACACUCAAUCCUGAAGGAGAUGAAUCUUUUGCUGAUCAUAGAGAGAGUAUAUUAAAGACAGCCAAGGCAUUAGUAGAAGAUACUAAAACAUUAGUAGCUGGUGCUGCUUCUAACCAAGAACAACUAGCAUCUGCUGCCCAACAAGCUGUUAAAACUAUCACUAGACUAGCUGAUGUUGUUAAAUUUGGAGCUGGUUCUCUUGGUUCAGAACAACCUGAAGCUCAGGUGUUAUUGAUAAAUGCAGUCAAGGAUGUGGCGUCUGCCUUAUCUGAUUUGAUUAGUGCAACCAAAAAUGCAUCAGGAAAAGAUGCACAUGAUCCAGCCAUGCACCAUCUCAAAGAUUCAGCUAAGGUUAUGGUAACCAAUGUAACAUCAUUAUUAAAAACUGUUAAAACGGUAGAAGAUGAAGCUGUUCGAGGAACCAGAGCUUUGGAAUCAACUGUAGAGGCUAUCAAUCAAGAAAUCAAGGCGUAUGAUACUACUGAUACCUUUGGUAAGAAAGCAUCUGCUGAAGAUCUGAUCAGAUAUACUAAACCUAUCACAGCAGCAACUGCUAAAGCUGUAGCAGCUGCUAAUAGUAUGAAACAAGAAGAUAUUAUUGCUGCUUCUAAUAUGGGAAGAAAAGCUAUCAUGGAUCUCUUACAUAAUUGUAAAGCGGCUGCAGCUACAGCAGAAACAGCUGAAAUACGCCAGCGAGCUAUCAAUGCUGGUAGAAUGUGUGGUACAGCUUAUAAAGAACUAUUAGAAUAUGUUCACGUGGCACUGGCUAAACCUUCUCAAGAAAGUCGACAGAACCUAUCUAUGGUAUCAAGAAAAGUUGCCAAUGCUGUCACAGAAUUGAUUCAGUCAGCUGAAGCUAUCAAAGGUCAAGAAUGGGUAGAUCCUGAUGAUCCUACAGUUAUAGCUGAAAAUGAAUUGUUGGGUGCUGCUAACUCUAUAGAAGCUGCAGCUAAGAAGUUAGCCAGUUUGAAACCAAGACAAGCUGCUAGACAAGCAGAUGAAAAUUUGAAUUUUGAAGAACAAAUUUUAGAUGCUGCAAAAUGUAUUGCAGCUGCAACAGCUGCUCUUGUCAAGUCUGCUUCUGCUGCACAAAGGGAAUUGGUUGCACAAGGAAAGGUUGGAUCUACGUUCCACCGUCAUACCUUAGAUGAAGAUGGUCAAUGGUCACAAGGUCUAAUCUCAGCUGCAAAAAUGGUAGCAGCAGCUACACAUAGUUUGUGUGAAUCUGCUAAUGCUAUGGUACAAGGUCAUGCUACUGAAGAGAAACUAAUAGCAUCAGCUAAACAGGUAGCUGGUUCUACUGCCCAGUUAUUGAUGGCUUGUAAAGUGAAAGCUGACCCAGGAUCUGUUGCUAUGCAGAGAUUACAGGCUGCUGGUAAUGCUGUUAAAAGAGCAACAGAGGCUUUAGUAAGAUCUGCCCAACAAGCACAAGAUUAUGUUGAUGAUACAAGUGUUACUGUUGAUAAACGUCUAGUUGGUGGUAUUGCUAGGGACAUAAUGGCACAAGAAGAAGUUCUGAGAAAGGAAAAAGAAUUAGCUGAUGCAAGAAAGAAAUUAGCGUUGGUCCGUCGAGAACGAUAUAAAGAUAGACCAGACGAAUAUGAUUCAUCCUCAUCAUUUUAAAAUACUAUUUAUCAUAUCUUCAUUAAUCAUCAUGGUGCCUCAUUAUCACAUGCUUCCUACGCAAUGUCAUAAUAGUAAAAAUCACUGUAGAUAUAAUAUACACGUAGAGCUAUUUACGACAAUAAAAUUAUUUUCAUAUUCUACGUAGACCAAUAGGCAUAGUAGUUCAAAUAAUCAAAUAGCAGUGCUAAUUAUUUUCAUAAUUUUUUUUUGUAUGGAACGAAUUCACUUCCAAAAGAGG